AUGACACGGGCUCCGUGGCGGGCGCUGCUGGCGCUGCUGGGGCUGUGGCCGGGGCUGUGGCCGGUCCCGGGACUGGCGCUCGCCCCCCGCCCGCGCCCCCCGCCCACGGACACGCGCGGGGACCUGGACAGCGUCAUCAACCUGGCCAAGGCUCUGCUCGGCGACACCAAAGCUUUCCUGGAGCUCCUCAAGUCGCGAUUCCCGGCCGAGGGGGAGCACAAGCUGGACUCGCUGCCCGUGCUGGCCAUGAGCGCCCUGGAGCUGCCCAACAUCCAGGCCUCGGCGCUGCUGCCCCGCCUGGGCUCGGACCUGCUGCGGUACCAGCGGCUCCUGGAGUGGCUGCGCCGGGCCGGGGGCGCCCUGCGGGGGCUGGAGCCAGACCUGGGCGCGCUGCGGGCCCGGCUCGAGCGGCUGCGGGGCCGCCUGGAGCACCUGGUGUCGCGGCUGUCGCUGCCCCGCCCCGCCGCUCCCGCCCCGCCGCUGUCGCCGCUGUCGCCGGUGUCGCCGUGGGCGGCGGUGCGCGCGGCGCACGCGGUGGCGCGGGGGCUGCACCUGUACCUGGACUGGGCCGCGCGGGGCCUCGUCCUGCUGCGGAACCGCCUCUAA
Messenger RNA from Hirundo rustica (Barn swallow), 606 nucleotides. It is a transcript of the gene IL11, whose product is annotated as interleukin 11. Lineage: Eukaryota; Metazoa; Chordata; Aves; Passeriformes; Hirundinidae. Gene Ontology annotation, molecular function: cytokine activity; growth factor activity. Bases 1 to 606 code for a protein of 201 amino acids. The record is from RefSeq and is a predicted model, not a curated record. The transcript has 5 exons. Gene Ontology annotation, biological process: positive regulation of MAPK cascade; positive regulation of cell population proliferation. Gene Ontology annotation, cellular component: cytoplasm.